Fopius arisanus is the source of this 808-nucleotide messenger RNA. RefSeq names its product Follicle cell protein 3C (gene Fcp3C). The record is from RefSeq and is a predicted model, not a curated record. The transcript is spliced from 4 exons. Lineage: Eukaryota; Metazoa; Arthropoda; Insecta; Hymenoptera; Braconidae. The coding region runs from base 80 to 736 and encodes 218 amino acids.
AGAAUAAUCAUGAAUCAAUCCAGAAUUCAGAACAGAUAAUGUGACAUUAAAAUUCGGGUGAAAGUGGGUCUGGGGGAUAAUGCAGAAUUGCACGUUUGAAAUUUCAUCAAUUGUUAUUCGUCCAGUUAAUUAUUACAACAUCAGCAUUACUCAUAAAUACAAGAGGAUUUUUGAGGCGAGGGCAUUCGGUUUUUGUGUCAGUGACGACAAGCUUUUUUUAGCAGAUACAGGAAAGAACGUGAAACCAGUCAUUAGGAUCAUCAUGCACCUUUCAAAAAUAGUUCUGGUGCUCUGCAUGUGUGUUGUCUUCAGUUUCGGUCAAAAUUCAAUCGUUGAAGUCCCACCAGAAGCACCUACUGAGUCCUGGACUGAAGAGGGUACGACGGAAACUCCUUUGGGUUGUGUCUGUGGAGUUUUCUUGAGUGGUCAGUUCAAGAAAGGCAGCAAGGAACAGCCCAAAGGAAAUCCUGCACUUCUUCAUGAACAUACAGAAGCCUUCCCCUGCACACCAGUCGGCAAUAAAUUGUGUACCAACAAAUGUCUCGAUGCUAUCGUGAAACACUUGCCAAACAGUCCAGCCAUCCUCUGCGGUUCUAUUGAUCGUGAUUGUCACAAAGAAAGGGCCUAUCUCUUCAUAAAAAAUUGUAAAGACGAGUGGAUCAAUACAAAUUUAUCAGCAGGUCGAGAAUACUGUUGCAAAGACGGUAUUCCAUACAAAUGUCCAAUUCUCAGUUAAAUCAUCCCAUCAGCUCGUUUUAUUGUCACCAAUAAAAUGAGUUUAAUUAUAAAUAAAAUUCACUGAACCGAU